UCAAAGGUGACAAAUUAUUUGUUUGUUAAUUUUAAAGUAAAAAUAUUUGUUGGUAACAAUAUUAAGUAUUGACACACGACGCCCAAUUUGCACACGCGGUACAAGGGGGACACACAAGGCCCAAGUUAGUUAGUAGCAAAAUGUCGGACGAAGUGCAGAAAGCUCAAAAUGCUGGGGGAGAUGCGGGGGAAACCAUAUUUAUGAAAAUUGUUAGAAAAGAAAUUCCAUCUGAUAUUAUUUAUGAAGACGAUAAGUGCUUAGCGUUCCGAGACAUCCAACCCCAAGCUCCCGUACAUUUCCUCGUCAUUCCAAAGAAACCGAUCGCACAGUUGUCAAAAUGUGAUGAUCCCGAGCUACUUGGCCACAUGAUGGUGGUAGCGAGCAAGGUAGCCAAGCAAGAGAAGAUCAGCGACGAUGGGUUUCGAUUAGUUGUAAAUGACGGGGUGAACGGGGCACAGUCGGUGUACCAUCUUCAUCUGCAUGUGAUGGGGGGACGGCAGUUGGGGUGGCCACCUGGGUGAUUGCUAGUGGGGCCUGUUGCAAUCGUUAGAUGAUGCUGGACAACAAAAUAAACGCAAUAUUGAGUGAA
Ciona intestinalis (vase tunicate) is the source of this 589-nucleotide messenger RNA. Lineage: Eukaryota; Metazoa; Chordata; Ascidiacea; Phlebobranchia; Cionidae. The record is from RefSeq and is a predicted model, not a curated record.